This is a messenger RNA of Triticum turgidum subsp. durum (durum wheat), 357 nucleotides long. The record is from the annotation of a GenBank genome assembly. Lineage: Eukaryota; Viridiplantae; Streptophyta; Magnoliopsida; Poales; Poaceae.
AUGGCGGCCGCCACCAACACCAAGCAGAAGCAGCCGCAACCGAUGCCGGAGUUUGCCAACGGCGAGAAAGCCAAAGCGGUGGUCGAGAACCUGGCAGCGGGAGUGAUACGGGGCACCGAGGAAGGGAAAGCCAAAGCUGCGGCCGCUGCCGUGGAAGCCAAAGCGGUGCUGGAGAAGAAGGCCACGGCAUGCAGCGGCUGGAAAGAGCGCGUGGCAGGGGGGCUGGAGCAGCUGACAGACAUGAAGUGGGCGGACAGCGUGGUGGAGAAGGCAUGGAACAACAAGGAGGUGGUCGCCAUAGCCAUCGCUGCUUUCUCGCUCGGCUUCUUCGUCUCUCACAAGUUAUUCAGGAAGUGA